AUGAAUACUUCUUGCUCAACUGUUUUCACUUAUUGGGACUCUUGGCAGUUCCAAGCAACGUUUUCACAUCUUCUGAUUUUGAUUACUCUCCCGAUCAAUUUAUUCGGAGGUUACUGUAUUAUUAAAAAGACUCCGAGGAACAGAAAAAGUGCGAGAUGGUAUUUAUUGCAUUUGCAUGCUUGGACAAUUAUUUCUGACGUUCUCAUCGGUGGACUUGUCUGUCCGUAUAUGUUUUUCCCGGUGCUCGUCGGAAUUUCCGUCGGAGUAUUCAGUUGGAUUUCCGUUCCCGUGUGGAUUCAGGUGUUUUGUGCACAAGUUGGAUUAGGCGGACUCGCCACAGCCAUAGUGAUGCUAUUCGAAAAUCGUCACAACACUUUGGUCCGUGGCAGAUUCAAAAUCGAAGCCGAAUGGAUUCGAUACACAUUUUAUGCCAUCAACGGAAUCUAUGCUCUCUUAUUCCUUCUGCCCGUCUAUUUCCAAAUUCCAGAUCCAGAAUGGGCGAAGCCUAUUCUUUUAAAAGUAGUCUGUGAACUUUCUGGAUUUUUUUCAAUAUUUCGAAAUCCUUUUCAGAUUCUUCCAUGUCCUCAUCCAUCGUACUUUCAAAACAACGUAUUCGUUUUCUCCAUGGAAAUCUCGGCUGUUACUGGAACUGCUGGAAUCUUUUUGCUUUUCUUUUUGGCAGAAGUUUUCAUUCUUUGCAUACACUCGAGCUAUUUUUUGCUCAGUUUGAAAACUCAUAUGUCACCAGCGACACAAAAAUUACAGAUAAAGUUUUUUGUGGAUAUGAUUUUUCAAGUAUCCAUUCCUGUUGCUGUAAUAGUUCUUCCAAUGACCUACUGCUUCUAUUCAAUAGUCUGGCAAUAUUAUAAUCAAAUGUUAAACAACAUAGCCAUCAUAUGUAUCUCUCUCCAUGGAAUGGGCUCAACCAUCACAUUGAUUUGGCUCAAUCCCAGUUAUCGUCAAUUCACAAUUUCGGUCAUCACUUGCUUCAGAUAUGACCCAAGCUUUCGAAGAAGUUCCGUCAUGACCGUGUCCCCUGCCACGAUAACUCAGCAGCAUUCUAAAAAAAUUUGA
Molecule: messenger RNA, 1074 nt
Organism: Caenorhabditis briggsae
Lineage: Eukaryota; Metazoa; Nematoda; Chromadorea; Rhabditida; Rhabditidae
Gene: Cbr-srh-44
Product: Protein CBR-SRH-44
Exons: 5
Coding region: 1-1074 (357 amino acids)
Source: RefSeq, a predicted model, not a curated record